CAAUAAAUACAUUUUUUUUUAAGUAGAAGUAAAUUUUUAACAACAUUUAAAAAAAAAGCACCGACUAGAAAAAAACCCCAAUACAUUUUGUUAUUGUUUUAGAUUUAAAAAGAAAUCAGACAGAAUAAAUUAAAGAAAUAAACAAACAAAUAAAAUAAGAAAAGUGUUUUAAUCAAUACAGUAGCAAAAAAAAUGUUAAAAGUUUACUCAGGGAUGGCUUUAAAGAGGCUACAAGUGUUAACGAUUGUACUUAUUGUUUGGCUAAAAUUAACAUAUGGAAUCAUAGAUGACGACGAAUACAACAGUAUCUACAAUUUGCAAUUGCAGACAGAGCAGAAACAUGAAGUGGGACGAUUUCCAUUUCUAAUGCCAAAUGUUAGGCCAAAAACUCCUGAAUUAUAUCUUUGUACACCGAUAAAGGUGGAUUCCACAAAAAGUUAUUACAUUGUCGGUUAUGAACCCAAUGCUACAAUGAAUACUGCUCAUCACAUGCUUUUAUAUGGUUGCGGUGAACCUGGAUCAAGGAAAACUGUGUGGGAUUGUGGUGAAAUGGCUAAAACGACUAAUGAAGAAAAACCCAGUCCUUGUGGUUUACAGUCACAUUCUCAAAUUCUCUAUGCCUGGGCUAGAGAUGCACCCAAAUUAGAAUUACCCGAAGGUGUGGGCUUCAAAGUUGGCAACGAUUCGCCCAUUAAAUACAUUGUUUUGCAAGUUCAUUAUGCCAGCAUUAAAAAGUUUCAGGAUGGCAGCACCGAUGAUUCGGGUGUUUUUAUCAGAUAUACCGAAAAACCCUUGGAUAAAUUAGCUGGCGUUUUGUUAAUGGGCACCGCUGGUGUCAUACCACCCAUGUCAAUUGAACAUAUGGACACUUCUUGUGAAAUAAAUGAAAAUAAAACCAUACACCCCAUUGCAUAUCGUACCCAUACCCACAGUCUGGGUAAAGUUGUUUCCGGCUAUAGAGUUCGACCCGAUGACCAUGGCAUGCAUCAGUGGACUUUACUGGGGAAACGUGAUCCGUUGACACCACAAAUGUUUUAUCCCGUGGAAAAUUCAGAGGCCAUUGUUAAGGGUGACAUCAUAGCGGCUCGGUGUACAAUGGAAAGUCAUCGUAAACGUGUUACGGAAACAGGAGCCACAAACAAAGAUGAAAUGUGUAAUUUCUACUUGAUGUACUACGUGGAAAACGAUGAACCUUUAAAAAUGAAAUACUGCUUUAGCCAAGGACCACCCAUGUUUUACUGGAGCAAUCCCGAUGUCGGUCUCAACAAUAUACCACAUAUCGAAGCGAGCACUUUGUAAAAAUGUUCAAACAAGUGACAAAACAAAA
Molecule: messenger RNA, 1327 nt
Organism: Calliphora vicina (urban bluebottle blowfly)
Lineage: Eukaryota; Metazoa; Arthropoda; Insecta; Diptera; Calliphoridae
Gene: Phm
Product: Peptidylglycine-alpha-hydroxylating monooxygenase
Exons: 8
Coding region: 193-1299 (368 amino acids)
Biological process (GO): peptide metabolic process
Cellular component (GO): extracellular region; membrane
Molecular function (GO): copper ion binding; oxidoreductase activity, acting on paired donors, with incorporation or reduction of molecular oxygen, reduced ascorbate as one donor, and incorporation of one atom of oxygen
Source: RefSeq, a predicted model, not a curated record